AUGAAAAUCAAGAUUAAAAAAGUCAAUGCAGUAGCACACUGGAGAUGGAAUUUAUCAAAUGAAAAACCAAAUCAAUCGAAUCCAUCCAACCCAACCAAAGAUUCAUCCCAAGAAGAAGCAGACGAAGAAGAAGAAGACGAAGAAUUAUGUGGGAUUUGUAGAUCUGCUUUUGAAGGUUGUUGUCCAGAUUGUAAAAUACCGGGUGAUGAUUGUCCAUUGAUUUGGGGUGAAUGUUCUCAUAUCUUUCAUAUGCAUUGUCUUUUAAAAUGGAUAAGUGAAGAAUCAAGUAAACAAGCUUGUCCGAUGGAUCGUAGACCUUGGGGUAUGUACCGUCUUUUUUUUUGA
This is a messenger RNA of Melampsora larici-populina 98AG31, 345 nucleotides long. RefSeq lists its product as uncharacterized. The transcript is spliced from 2 exons. NCBI's taxonomy places the organism in Eukaryota, Fungi, Basidiomycota, Pucciniomycetes, Pucciniales, Melampsoraceae. Gene Ontology annotation, biological process: protein ubiquitination; positive regulation of mitotic metaphase/anaphase transition; anaphase-promoting complex-dependent catabolic process. Gene Ontology annotation, cellular component: nucleus; anaphase-promoting complex. Gene Ontology annotation, molecular function: zinc ion binding; cullin family protein binding; ubiquitin protein ligase activity. The record is from RefSeq and is a predicted model, not a curated record. The coding region runs from base 1 to 345 and encodes 114 amino acids.